Didymella exigua CBS 183.55 is the source of this 435-nucleotide messenger RNA. RefSeq lists its product as uncharacterized. NCBI's taxonomy places the organism in Eukaryota, Fungi, Ascomycota, Dothideomycetes, Pleosporales, Didymellaceae. The record is from RefSeq and is a predicted model, not a curated record. Bases 97 to 321 code for a protein of 74 amino acids. The transcript has a single exon.
CUGGAGCCCUAGCAACAGCUUCGCGAGGGUUGGUCAGUGGUAGUUUCGGUGUUUUUGGCGCGCUGUGUGGGUUUGAACUUUGUAGAGUAACGGCUGAUGUUGUGUGGAGAGGGAGAUUGGGAUCUUCACGGUGGUGGACUGUGCGGCGGGCCGUUAGGGAGGGCCGUGAUGGGGUGUUUUGCAUGGAGAGGCUUGGGGACGGAGGGGGGUGAGGGGAUGAGGGGAGUUUGGGUAGUAGAGGGGAAUUUUGGGGAUGGCGGUGGUUUUUCUACGCGAGCACAGGUGGCUGGGAUGGGGGAUCGCGAUGCGAUGCAGGUGUGACGACAGACGGGUGGGAGAUCGGCGGUUUGAAUCGAUGAGAUAGGUUGGGUAUGGAACGGGGGGCUUUGGUGCUCCUUCGUGUGUGUUUGGGGGAUUGUAGAUCGAGGGGGUUAG